Messenger RNA from Dermatophagoides pteronyssinus (European house dust mite), 1173 nucleotides. RefSeq names its product mitochondrial carnitine/acylcarnitine carrier protein-like. Gene Ontology annotation, molecular function: O-acyl-L-carnitine transmembrane transporter activity. Gene Ontology annotation, biological process: carnitine transmembrane transport; mitochondrial transport. Gene Ontology annotation, cellular component: mitochondrial envelope. The record is from RefSeq and is a predicted model, not a curated record. NCBI's taxonomy places the organism in Eukaryota, Metazoa, Arthropoda, Arachnida, Sarcoptiformes, Pyroglyphidae.
CCGUUAGGAAAUUAUCACCAAAUACGAUUUAAUAUGAUAUUCAUAAACUGGUGAUAAUUGUGGCCAUCAUUUAUUCUUUCUUACUUUUUUUCACCGCCAACAUCAAAUGCUCAAUCAAUGAUCGUUCACUAAAAUGGCAAAUCCUAAAAAACAACUCGAAUGCCAUGAAUAUGAUCAUAAACCAAAACAAAUAUCAACGAUUAAAAAUUUCUUUGCCGGUGGUUUUGGUGGUAUUUGUCUGGUGGCUGCUGGACAUCCAUUGGAUACGGUUAAAGUUCGUAUGCAAACAAUGUCAUUAACUUCGAAUGCACAGAUCGCAUCAACACCAUCAAUGACAAGCGCACAACAAAUACCACAUUAUUCGGGUACAUGGGAUUGUGUUCGAAAAAUUUUUACCGAUGAAGGUGUUCGAGGAUUUUACAAAGGAAUGGCCACACCAUUAGUCGGUGUAACGCCAUUAUAUUCGGUCUGUUUUUUCGGCUAUAGUUUGGGAAAAAAAUUACAAAAUCCAGUCGAUGGUUAUCAUCAUUCAGCUAUGCAAAUAUUCAAUGCCGGUAUGCUGUCUUCGGUGUUCACGAAUCUUAUCACAACACCGGGUGAACGAAUCAAAUGUUUAUUGCAAAUUCAACAAGCUAGCGGCAACAAACCACUUUUUAAUGGACCAAUCGAUUGUGCAUUCAAACUAUAUCGAGAUGGUGGUCUUCGAUCACUUUAUCGAGGUACUAUUGCAACUCUUUGUCGAGAUGUUCCUGCUGGUGGUGCCUAUUUUGUUACAUACGAACUACUUCAAAGACAUCUCAUCUUACAUCAUUCAACAAAUGAUCAACAUUCCAGUCAACAACAACAACAAGAACACGGACUUGGCGUAUGGCGAACAUUAUUUGCUGGUGGUAUGUCCGGUAUUGUUUUCUGGUGUUUUGCACUGCCAGCUGAUGUGAUAAAAUCUCGUUUACAAACAGCACCUACAAAUCUAUAUCCAAAUGGUAUGCGUGAUGUUAUUCGUGAGAUAAUUGCCAAAGAAGGUAUUGGUGGAUUUUAUCGUGGUGCAAUAGCCGUUUUUCUUCGUGCAUUUCCAGCCAAUGCAGCAUGUUUUUUUGGCUAUGAAAUAGCCAUGAAAGUGAUUGAUUUGAUUGCACCGGAUCUUUGAAACUUUUUUUUUUGUUUGUUAUUUGU